This is a messenger RNA of Paramecium octaurelia, 2430 nucleotides long. Lineage: Eukaryota; Ciliophora; Oligohymenophorea; Peniculida; Parameciidae. The record is from the annotation of a GenBank genome assembly.
AUUAUAUUUCUAAAUGGACACAAGGCAAUUUGAAGCUAUACCAGUUUAGCAAAGGAGUAUAGUGAAAUAAUAGGAAGUAAGUUGGUAUUACUAUAAAAGGACCUUUACAUAUCAUUGCCAGAUUUAUAUAUUAGAAAAUAUGUACUAUCCGAAAAAUUAUGUGCAUUGAAGAAACCAUACAUUCCAAAAGUGAAUAUGCAUGAUCACACAAAUUAAGAGGUAUAGAUGAAAACUAUUUUUUAGAUUUUGAGAGUGCCAAAGAUUUGGUAAUAAGUAAUGAAUGAUGUACAAUUAAAGGCGCUUGAUUUCCAAGAGAGAAAGAAAUGGAAAGUAAGAGAAUCAUUUGAAUUUGUGUAGAUAGCUGUGAAUUAUUAAUUGGCGUAGGAAGCAAAGGCUACUCAUUAAAUGUUACAGAAAGAAAGGGAAGAAAUAGAGUAAUUUGGAAUUUGUAUUUCUUAUUCAUUGUGUCAGAUGGUAUAGAAAGCAUUCAAUUAAAUGGGUAAGAAUUAAAGUAUAGGAUUAGAUAUUGAAGAACCAAAUCAAAAGCCAAUAUAAAAGUAUUUGAGAACGAUGAAAAACGAGAAUUAAGAAUUAGAUGAGCAGAGAUAUUAAGAUGCACUUUAAAAAGUGAAAAGAUACUUGUCAACCAAUAGAGAUGUCUAUGUGUCUUUAGAAUCUUUAUUUCCAGAUAUGCAAUAAACAUAUUCAGAAUCAAAUACUCAUGAUAUCCAUUCCAGUGAUAGAAGAAAGAUUAAGCAGACAGUUGAAUUCGAUUUCAAAAAGAAAUAUGAAAAUCUGUAAGAGGCCUUGUAAUUAUUUGUGAAUAAGGACAUUCCAUUAAAGGAAUCUUUUGAGAAGAGUGUGAUGAGUAUAGAGAGUUUUCCUACCUCCUUGGAAAUGAUCUACAAAUACAAAGCAAAAUCAUAUUAUCAAGAGCCUUGUUUGGAUCCGGAAUACGAGGAAUUAUUAUUCAGGAUUGGAUGCACUCCAGAAUAAGUGUUAAAUAAUGGAGAAAAGUUGAUGAAGAAGUAUAAAAUAGAAUAAAUUCUAGGAUGAAGAUCUUCUCGAAUAAUUAGCCAGCUGAAUAGCAAUUACCUCCUUAAUUAGAACUUAAAGAUCUAUUUCGAUACAAGUUCAAUUAUAUUGAAAGAGAUUGUCAUUUUAUUUAAUAGAGUGGAAAAUUUGUACCUUUAGAUGCAGAAAGAUUUAAUUCACAUGUUCAAUAGAUAACAAAAUCAAAUGAGUUAGUUAAACAAUAUUACAUAUAGUAAGGACUCUUUAUAUUCACAUUUUUAGUUAUUAUCAGAAAUUCUAAGGGGAUUUUAACUAAGUUAGUUAAGCACUUUCAUCAAACACUGUAACAGCCAAUCUAUAUUUGUAUACUCCCAAUUUCUGUGCUGAUCUCUAUGCAUGGUUCAUCUUUACUAAGAGUAUUCCAUCAAACUCUAAAUUUAUAUUGCCUCAACAAUAUUAAAAGAAAUGCGAAUCAAUUAAAUACAUAAAGAAGCCCUAAUAACCAUAAACUUAAUAUACUAAUAUACUCAAUGAUUAUGAAUCUCUUAUUUAGAAGAAACUCCCCAUCAAAAUACAACACUUAAGACCUCUUCCUUAGAAUCCAUUCAAAUAAUAUACUAAAUCUGGAUUCAAAGAAUUGCAAUAAAAAAUCAAGUUUGAUGAUCUAAUCUAGGUUAAGACUUCAGGAUAAGCUGAUUAUUCAAUGGUUGAAAGACUCUCAUUUUCUAAUUUGAAAGAGUUGGUCAAAUCUGUUAACAAUUCCAAAGGACAUAUUGAAAAAAGAUAUAAGAACAUUUACGAUAUUGCAAGAUAAGAUUGUUAUCCUAUAGAAUAAAUUAAAAAAGAAAUUGUACAAUGUUCAUAUAAUAUUAGCGGAAAAACUUCAAGUAAUAAAUGGCAGGAUAAAGAAUGUUCCCUGUUUAAUAGAGCAAUUACAAUAAAGCAACUAGUACUGCAUUGCCUAUUAAUCAAUACUAAGCAAAACCAUCAACCAUUGAUAAUUUGAAUAGUGGAUAAACUAUUGUUUUGCCAGCAUAAUUAGUUCCUCCUCCAUAAUAAGUUACUUCAACUUAAAUCUAACCAGCAUUGUAACAACUUCCUUAAGGUGCCCAACCUCCACCAGCUGUUUAACCAUAUACGCCAUCCGCUUCAUCAAGACCACGCAAAACUAAACCAGAAGCUCCUGCUCCAACUCCUUAAUAAGCACCCCCAGUUGUUUAAUAACCAACAUCUGCAAAGAAGACCAACCGAAAAAAGGAUGAUUCAGUAGCUCAAUCUGUUUAAGCAGCUACCCCUGCCAAUGUUGAAACACAGGAUCAGCCUAAAUAAUCCAAGAGAACCAAAAAGUAAACAAAAGCCAAUGAUAAAAAUAAGCAAUAACAACCAGAAGAUCGCAAAGAUGACAGUGUUUGAAAC